Messenger RNA from Phyllotreta striolata, 381 nucleotides. Lineage: Eukaryota; Metazoa; Arthropoda; Insecta; Coleoptera; Chrysomelidae. The record is from the annotation of a GenBank genome assembly.
AUGAAAUUCGCAGCCACCGCUCUAAUUUUCACCACCGCUAUCGUCGGUACUUUCGCCGUUGACGCAACAUGCCCCACCUGUCCUAACUCUCUGGACGCUCUCGUUGGCUUAGUCAAUCAACUGCAACAAUCGUUGGCUCCGCUCUUGAACGUCCUUCCCCUCAAUUUGGGAUCCGUCAUCAACCAAGUGCUGGACUUGGUGAAGAAUCUCUUGAGCAAUUUAGGAAACGGCUUGACCGGCGACUUGCAGAACGUGUUGCAACAGAUCGGUACCACCGUGCAGACACUCCUUGGUGGCGGUACCGUCAGCGUCAACGUGCCCCAAACCAGCGUGCCCGGAAUCUGCCUUCCCUCAGUCGAAACCCCCCAAAUCUAUUUCUGA